Messenger RNA from Rubroshorea leprosula, 371 nucleotides. The record is from the annotation of a GenBank genome assembly. NCBI's taxonomy places the organism in Eukaryota, Viridiplantae, Streptophyta, Magnoliopsida, Malvales, Dipterocarpaceae.
AAGUUUUUUUUUCUUGGUCGGUGGAAACUUGGAUAAGCCUCUAGAAGGCUCCCAAAAGCCCCAUUUUGUUUUCCUAUGCCUCCCUCUUCCACCUACAUCCUUUUCUUCCUUCUUUCUCCAACAAAGGUUAAGGUGCCUUUUGUUAGAUCAGUAGAUCGAGGUAGCAGCCUCUUGGUUAGGGAGCUUUUGGCACGAGACUCGCAUGCUCGUUGUACGUACAAGCUAGGGCCUCGUGUUUUCGAUAGGGAGGCAGAUCGAUGUGUUACCAAAACAAUGAUUCAGCUUUUGUUUUUUUGAAAAGUUUUGGAGAAGAAUUUGCCUCAUAUAAUUUUUGUGUAAAUUAGCUUUAUGUAUAAAAAAUAUUUAAAUUA